Molecule: messenger RNA, 1277 nt
Organism: Penaeus chinensis
Lineage: Eukaryota; Metazoa; Arthropoda; Malacostraca; Decapoda; Penaeidae
Gene: Buffy
Product: bcl-2-like protein 1
Exons: 1
Coding region: 438-1172 (244 amino acids)
Biological process (GO): regulation of apoptotic process; intrinsic apoptotic signaling pathway in response to DNA damage; extrinsic apoptotic signaling pathway in absence of ligand
Cellular component (GO): mitochondrial outer membrane
Molecular function (GO): protein heterodimerization activity; protein homodimerization activity
Source: RefSeq, a predicted model, not a curated record
GCAUCGCCUUUCUGGUGCUGAGAGACAAGGGCGGCAGGCUCCGCCCUUGUGUCCAAUCAGCUGCUUCGAGGACCGGGCCGACAUGACGUCACGGCAAGACAGCCAAUGAGCGUUCUCACGGUAAUGACGUCACGCCACCGAUCGAAGCCGAGCGUAGUCGAGUCGAUUCGGCGGCGCUCAAGUCACACACAACAACAACAGGGACUCUCCAUUCAUUCUCCGCGAGGAACCUUCGGUGCCUUUCUAGUGCUCACACUUUGUUGCAGUCGCCGCUGCUCGGGAACUGGGAGUGCGUGCUGCGCGUGUGCUUGCGUGCAGGAAGGGAAGGCCAUGCAGUGAGUGUAGGAGCGCGUGUGUCCGGAGGAAGGAGAGGGACGUCGUUGUGCUGUGCUGUGACCUUCCCUCCUCGCCGCCAUUGUCUCUCUCUCUGUCUCUCUAUGGCUCCCGCAGCCAACACAGCCGCCGAUAAAGGGCGGAAGGAGGCGGCCACCCAGGAGCAGGAGACAGACGAAGGCUUCGACUCGCCUUCAGUGGUAAGGGCGGGCGGCGGCGAUGCCAAGGACCAGCGCCUCCCCUCGAGGUCGGACUCAGACGCGGAGGGCGCCUCGCAGAGCUCGCGGUCUAACGGCAGCACGAGCGACAGUGACAGCCAGCCGGACUCUGCGACUCAUGGAAUCUCUGACGUGGAGGACGAGCAAAGAAGGUCGUCCUCGGGGCGGGUUGACGGGGCGCAAAGUGAUAAGGACAGUGUGGAGGCCAAGGCGGAGACGCUGGCAGAGUGCAUUGUGUUCUCCCUUCUGGGCAAGAGAACUGGUUCCGGACAGGAUGACGUGGAACGCACCCUGCUACGUUGUGUGCGAAUAGUCAUGCAGAAGCAUGAGAUCUUCUUGAAGGGCAUGAUGAAAAGGCUGGAUAUCACCCGCGAGACAGGAUAUGUGUCCUUUGUGGCUGUGGCCAAUGAGCUCUUUGAGGGUGAGAAAAUGUGUAUCACAUGGGGCCGUAUUGUGGCCCUCUAUGCCUUUGGCGGCCAGCUGGCUCUCUAUUGCAAGGAGAAGAACAUGGAGGACUUUGCAGUUACCAUUGCCAGAUUCAUGGGCAAAUAUGCCAGUGAAAUUGUAGCGCCGUUUGUGAGAAAAGUUGGAGGAUGGGUGAGUUUUGGCGCAUCAAGUUGAGUAACUUUAAGAAUCUCCUUAGUGUUUAGUUGUAGCUCCUGCUGCUGAUGCUGAUAGUUGUGACUUAUGGUGCAAAAUAUGACCAAUAAGAUUACAGUAACCAAA